CCUCGGGAUGCUAGGAGGGUCAGGUGGGUGCAGGAGUUGGAGGUAAGCCUAGGCAUCAUGGUGGGCGUUGGCCACGACAAUAAUGACAGCCACCACCAUCCUAAGUAGGGGUGAGCUGGGUUAUAGCACUUGCUUGGCGAGCACAAGGUCCCCAGAUCAGCAGAAAUAAGUGAGAGAAGAGUUUUCCUGGGAGCAGAAUACGGGAACGACCCCUUGCGGUCAGUACUGCUGAGUGUGCAGGGGCUUCUGAGCUCAAUCAUGGAAGCUUGACACCCACUGCACGAGUGCCACACUUGUGUUUUCACUCAGCCAACGGCAGCAGCCUUUCCACGAGUUUGAUGACCUCGGAGCCCUCAGUAAGGAGGACACACGGCACUUGUCUUUCUGUGACAGGCCUUCUUAGCAUUAGGUCCUCUGGGUUCUUUUGUUUGUUUUGUUUUUGUUUUUUGAAACAGGGUCUCACUGUGUAGCCUAGACUGGCCUCCAGCUCUUGGCAAUCCUCCUGCCUCAACCUCCUGAAUGCGGAGGUAACAGGUCUUCUCCCCUGCGGCCAGCUAUGUUGUACAGUGGCACCUUGGUUUAUGAACUGAACAAUUUAGGGGAAGAUGGCUCUGUUUAUGUUUGUGUGGGGGAGAUGACUGGUGAGCUGAUGCCAAGUUUGCAAGUGGAAGCAAAAUUUCAUCAAAUGCUUUCGCUGGUGAACCGAAUUGUUUGCAGACAGACAUGAUCAUGAACUGAGGUACUGCAGUGUAUUUCAGUUCCCUUUUUGAAGGCUGACUAGUAUCCCAUCGCACACAUUUCCCUUUUUCUUCACUGAUCUGUCGGUGGUUGAGGUUGCUUUCCCUCCUACUCCUGGCUCCAUAGUUGGCUUUGAGUCUGUCUGUGUCAAGAGUGUGGGCCGGAUUCAUCCUUCAGUCUUAGUUCCCCUCCUGUUCCCCCAUGCUUUCCACACUUUCUCUGCCUGGUGCAGAUCCAGAACCCUCUGUACCUCCCUGUGCUGCUUUAGAAACCUUCAGUCAGUUCCUGCUCUGGCCAGGCCUUAGCAUGACCCGUCGUGCUCUGGCCUUACGGCUGUGCAGAGGUGCUGGUGCCUCGAGCAGGAGUGGGGGAAGCCGAGAGGUGGAGAGGAGGAGAAACCUCCACCCUAGCACUUUGUGCCCCCUGGCCCUGGAACCUGGGUCUGCGGGGCCCUUGGGGCUCGCUGUGGUGGGGCCGCAGAGGAGCUGCGUUGUGCGAGCCGGGAUGGAGUCGGACAUGUCCCAGACCUGCAGGGCUGGCCGUGUCCCCUCCUCCCUGGUUCUUUUGCCGCGGAUUCCUGUGCUGCAGCAUGGGGAAGUGGGGUCCCGGGGACCAGAAGUUCCCUGAAGGAAGAAUGGCCGGUUCUCAUGCUUGGGAGGAGAAGGCCAGAGUGUGACUCCUACCGCUGUAUGCCCCCCAGCUUCUGGUGAGGGGUCCCUUCUCUCCCUGGUGUGCGAGGGCGCAGCCUCUGGGAGCCCCAGCCUUCGCUCCAUGCUUCUGCACUGGUUCAGGCCAAGCCCAGCAGCCUUGCUGUGCCCUCCAGCACUCUCUGAGGUCAGGAAGGUGCCCCAGGCCGCCUGCCCUCUGGGGACACAGCCUGCAGGAAUGCAAUUCCUGAGGAGGCAGCCAUGACCCAUGGCCCAAAGCCUCUGUCUGGCCUGUUGUGAUCACCCCCAAGUUGGGAUCGCAGCCUCCUUCCCAUCUCUAGUCCUUCACCCAUUGCCAUUGCAGGACUAAACCCUAGGGGACUUGUCCCAGGUUUCAGUUCCUCAGCAACAGACAAACCCUCAUGGAGCCCCGCCCUGCCCAGUUCAUACCCUGGGGUGUCACUCAGUGGUUAGUGGUUGUCUGGGGCCAUCUCCAGCACAAGUAAUUAGGGUGCUUGGGGCAGUUGUUUUCUUGUUUAAUUUUGUUUUCCGGUGCAGCUUUCCCUGCUGUGAUUAGAGUAGAGGUGAGAAUGAAAACCCUGCCCAGGCUGCAGGGAUGGGCAGCCUGGUUGAGAGGCCCCACUGGCUGCCUGGCCACCAUGAGGCUCCCAGCUUCUCCUCUGAAGCUCUCGGCGAAGGCAGAUGAGGGGGGCUUGCUAGGGCCCCUCUGCACCCCGAACCCAGACACGUGCACGACGCGUGUCUGCUCAGUAAGGCAGCUGUGGCUUGUUAUCCAUGUACUGUGUCGCCCGGUCACUGUCACUGUCCUUUCUCUGCUGCACCCGUGCUGUGUGACCCCUGCGACUGUGACCCACCCAACCUGGAUGUCACAGCCCUGCGUGGUCCGGCUGCCUUGUGGCCUGGCUUUCCCCAUCUCUCUUCCUUGGAGCGCCAUGUCCCAGACCUUGCAGCUUCUAGUGGCGACCCAUCUCCCACUCCCGGGAAGAGUCCAUUGUACCUUGUGCUGUGUUUUGCUUUGCAUCGGUGGGGAUGGAGCCCAGGGCCUCAUGCGUGUAGGCAUGCUCUAUACUACUGCCUACGGCCCACGGGAAUCAGUCAUUUCUUUCCCUCCCAGCGUUCAUCUUUUCAUUACUUGUCCUCAGCCUCUUUUGUGUAUUUAUUUGUAUUUCAAGACAGGGUCUCCCUGAAAUGCCCUGGUAGGGCUUGAACUUGAAGUCCUCCUGCCUCAGCCUCCCUCUGGCUGGAAGUACAGGCACGAGGCAGAAUGCCAGGCUGGAAUCAAGCAUUUCUUAAUGUUUCUCAUCUCCCUCUGUACCUAAUGCAGAUCAAUGAGCUGAGCAAUGUCCCUGUCCCUGUCAUGCUCAUGCCAGAUGACUUCAAAGCCUACAGCAAGAUCAAGGUGGACAAUCAUCUCUUCAAUAAGGAGAACCUCCCCAGCCGCUUCAAGUUCAAGGAGUACUGUCCCAUGGUGUUUCGCAACCUCCGGGAGCGCUUCGCCAUCGAUGACCAGGAUUACCAGAACUCGGUAACACGCAGCGCCCCCAUCAACAGCGACAGCCAGGGCCGCUGCGGCACGAGAUUCCUCACCACCUAUGACCGGCGCUUCGUCAUCAAGACUGUGUCCAGUGAGGAUGUGGCCGAGAUGCACAGCAUCCUAAAGAAAUACCACCAGUUUAUUGUGGAGUGUCACGGGAACACGCUGCUGCCUCAGUUCCUGGGCAUGUACCGCCUGACGGUGGAUGGCGUGGAGACCUACAUGGUGGUCACCAGGAAUGUGUUCAGCCACCGGCUCACUGUGCACCGCAAGUACGACCUCAAGGGCUCUACUGUCGCCAGAGAAGCGAGUGACAAGGAAAAGGCCAAGGACUUGCCCACGUUCAAAGACAACGACUUCCUCAACGAGGGCCAGAAGCUGCACGUGGGUGAGGAGAGCAAGAAGAACUUCCUGGAGAAGCUGAAGCGGGAUGUGGAGUUCCUGGCGCAGCUGAAGAUAAUGGACUACAGCCUGCUGGUGGGCAUCCAUGAUGUGGACCGAGCCGAGCAGGAGGAGGUAGAGGUGGAGGAGCGUGCAGAGGAUGAGGAGUGCGACACGGACGGUGCGGGUGGCCUGCUCUGCUCGUACGGGACACCACCUGACAGCCCUGGCAACUUGCUCAGCUGCCCCCGCUUCUUUGGGCCGGGGGAAUUCGACCCCUCGGUGGAUGUCUAUGCCAUGAAGAGCCACGAGAGCAGUCCCAAGAAGGAGGUCUACUUCAUGGCCAUCAUAGACAUCCUCACGCCCUAUGACACUAAGAAGAAGGCUGCGCAUGCCGCCAAGACGGUGAAGCAUGGGGCGGGGGCAGAGAUCUCGACUGUGAACCCUGAGCAGUACUCAAAACGCUUCAACGAGUUCAUGUCCAACAUCCUGACGUAGUGACCUCGGACCUCGGCCAGGCGGGGCAGGAGAGAGGGGCAAGGGCAUCGGGGCACUCCAGGGAGGGACAGCCGCGUGUACAUGCCACUGUGUCCCUCCCUUCUGCUGACCCGUGCCCCCUAUUUUGGUACCACGUCACCUUUUAAGACACUUGGGGCUGGAGGUGACUGGUGGGUUUAUUUGGUUUUGAUCCUGAAACGCUGCUGCUCCAGGCUUGUGGUUGAUCAAGAUGGGGGGUCAUCAUCACCCAGCCCAUUCCCUGCCGGCCCACCCCUUCUCUCUGGCACAGUCACCCCCGGGUCCCAUCCACCUCCACAGCCCUGCUGCCUGCCGUCAUAUCUGGACCCUGAUGUGCUAGAGCGCUGGGGGGGGGGGGUUAUUCCCUGUGACUCCCGCGCCUUCCUCCAGGCUGGCCCUCCUCAGAGGCAGAGAUCACGAGGGGGGCAGGGUAGUCCUGACAGGGCGGGGACCAUCACCCAUGCUCAGGCUUCUGGGCCCCGAGCCUGCCUGCCAGGGCUGCAGAGGACUGGAUAGCACCCUGGGCUAUAGGGCCCUGGUGGCUCAGUGCUGUUCCUUCGGCCCCUCAGAAGCUAAUCACAUCAGAUACGGUUUUCCUGUCUCCAUUUGUCUCCUGGACAAGUAGGACAGCAAUGUGUCCCCACCUGGGAGUGCAGCGGACAAGCCUAGGGUUGCUUGGGAGUUUCUUGAGGACGUGACCAGGAGGGCCACUUGGGAGGCCCACUGUGGGGGGGCUGGCCCUGCCCUGCCCCUGUCCCCAGGCUGCACCACCCCUGCAGCCCUCUCAGGGCUCUCAUCCUCGGAGCCCCCCACGGAAGAGCUCUUUGUGCCCUUAUGCAGCUGGUCCACUGAGAAAAGAGACAUCUUUCCAGUGCCCACCAAGAGCUGGGGACUUGGCCUGAGAGGGGUGACACUGGCAGGUGACUCAGGUGUAAAGCUGGUUUGUGGAGCAUUGCAAGGAACAGGUUUCCUGGGGCUCCUGCUCGCCUGACCCUCAGGUGGCUGGGGACCUCACUGGACUGUGGGGAGCCCCUUUACUCGGCCUGGCUCCAGGAAGGACAGAGGUGGCUCUGAGCAGCAACCCUGGGAGCGUUUGGAACCUCGAGGCACGUGGAGAAGUCGGGACUUGGGAAGGAAUCACAGAGGAAUCACGUCCGGGCUUGAUUUCCCCACCUCAUAAUCAGGAGUGAAAUUCUGGAUCUGCUCUGUGCCAGGCCCAGGCCCCUGCACCCAUGCUCAGGAGCCUGAGACCCCUGGCGGCCAUGCUGCCCUGACCCUGUCACUUUGCCAUAUGGUGUCCCAGGCGUUACCCGUCCUGCCAGUUACGCAACUACCAGGUAUCUAACUCGUUUAACAUGGAGUUUCUGUUGUUUGGUUUUCUGGUACAUUGUUUACACUGUGAGAGGUGGCGUCCUGCUCCAAACGCUCUUUAUGUUUUUCUGACAGUAUUGUGGAUCGGGUCAAGACAUUUGAGCUGUGGUUUGGUAGAUUUUAGAUUUUUUUUAAAGGUCUUUGUGCUAUUUUCAAAACCUUGGGUCUGGCCCUUUAAUUCUUUUCGGCAUUCAGAUGUUCAGAAGCUAUUUAUCUUGAUUUAUACAAGUUUUCUUUUUCUGUUUUGUAACGAUAAAGACAUUCUGUUUGGCUUGCAGUCUGAAAGUGAACUGAGCCCCACAUUUUUGGUUCCCUCUCUUCUCCUCAAAUCCUGCCAGGUUCCUUCCUGGCCAUCUCGGAAUACUUGGGGUUCUCCCAGGAGCGCUGGUGUGGGAAUUAGGAGGUGGCUGGGGGCCAAGGCCCAGGUGGGGACAAAGGCAGGUUCUGCUCCCAGACUCUCAUUUUGCCCCUGACAAGGUCACAGUCACAGCUCCUCCUGUCCCCAAUGCCCUGUCCUGGAAAGUCCAUACUGGGACACCCUUGUUUCUAGCCCCUAGUGGACCCCUGACUGAUGGCCCAGUCGUGGGUCCCUACAUGGGCUCCUUCCUUGUGCUCCGUGUCCCAGGGCGGCAUCCUGGGUAGCCAGGUGGCCAGCACUUCUGGCGGCACUGUCCUCACCUAGCUCAGGGUUACAGGUCUUGAGUAGCACCGCCCUCCCACUGGGCAGCUCUUCCUCCUCCCCCAAGGAAGGCGACCCCAAGACCCAGGCCUUUCUCAGUAGCCAGUCCUGCCCCCUCGUCUGCUCCUCAGCCUCUGGGUCCUGGCUUGGGGCUCCCCCAAGGCAGGAAUGUAGGGGAGCACCCUCCAAGAGAAAUGCAUCCAGAUGGCACCCCCAGUCUGCUAGCCAUUUGCACAGUGUGAGGGGUGUCCCUGUGGGGUGGAGGCUCAGGCCACUCCUCAGGCCACUGAGACACUGAAAGAGGCUAUGGAUGAAGCUUCCUGCCACGGCCUCGGGGAGCCGGAGCUGCUCGGCACCUUGAGCAUGGUGUCCGGUCAUUGUGAACAAAGAAUGUGAACCCAGUUCCCGGUCACCUGGGGGGCAGAGGCCACCCCUCGCCACACAAGUCACCUUGUUUCCCACUGCAAGUUCCACUUUUUCAAUAGGAAUUUUCAGCCCCCUGUGCUCGUCUAAUGUCUGCUCUCAACAGUUCGAGGCCCUGUUCCUGUUUUAAACUGCAUGCAUGUUACGAUGCCUCUCCAACUCGAGGGAAAUAAACCGUGAGAAGCUUUGUGUA
Molecule: messenger RNA, 6503 nt
Organism: Cavia porcellus (domestic guinea pig)
Lineage: Eukaryota; Metazoa; Chordata; Mammalia; Rodentia; Caviidae
Gene: Pip4k2b
Product: phosphatidylinositol-5-phosphate 4-kinase type 2 beta
Exons: 10
Coding region: 2671-3819 (382 amino acids)
Biological process (GO): phosphatidylinositol phosphate biosynthetic process
Cellular component (GO): plasma membrane
Molecular function (GO): 1-phosphatidylinositol-4-phosphate 5-kinase activity; 1-phosphatidylinositol-5-phosphate 4-kinase activity
Source: RefSeq, a predicted model, not a curated record